AUGUCGGACGCAGACGGCGCCUCGCCCAACGAGCAGCUGCUCCACGCCUGCACGACGGAUGCCGUCGCGCUGUUCGAGGCGUGCAUCUCGCUGCCCGGCCUCGACGUCAAUUGCCGCAACGGCCUCGGCCUGACGCCGCUGCAUCUGGCGAUCCAGAACGCAAGCACGCAGGUGCUCGAGGUGCUGCUCGAGGAGGAGGUGGACGUCGACAUUAAGACGCGCCAGGGUGAUACGCCGCUCCACCUGGCGGUGCGCGUCGAGGAGGAGGAGGUCAGGGAAUGGAUCGUGCAACAGCUGCUCGAGGCGGGCGCCGACCCGCGCGAGCGCAACAAGAACAAGGACCGGCCGCAAGAGGUCAUCGUCAACGCCGGCAGUGAGGCGGGGCAGCGGCUGCGCUCGAUGCUGCGCGAGGCCGAGGGACGCAUCGCGCUCGGUGGGGCAGAUGUUGCUGAUGACAGCGAUGAUGAAUAGAUGGCACGACUUCGAAGCAUGGCAGAUACAGCGUGUGGAUAGUGCAUGGCGCAAGGCGCUCCGGGAGGGAUGAUUGAUGAGUAAGGGUAUGGAGAAUGCGUCGGGGAAGGAGGCGAGCGUGGAAU
Molecule: messenger RNA, 596 nt
Organism: Tilletiopsis washingtonensis
Lineage: Eukaryota; Fungi; Basidiomycota; Exobasidiomycetes; Entylomatales
Product: ankyrin
Exons: 4
Coding region: 1-471 (156 amino acids)
Molecular function (GO): protein binding
Source: RefSeq, a predicted model, not a curated record